Pectinophora gossypiella (pink bollworm) is the source of this 1158-nucleotide messenger RNA. RefSeq names its product transmembrane protein 177. Bases 148 to 1110 code for a protein of 320 amino acids. NCBI's taxonomy places the organism in Eukaryota, Metazoa, Arthropoda, Insecta, Lepidoptera, Gelechiidae. The transcript is spliced from 4 exons. The record is from RefSeq and is a predicted model, not a curated record.
UUGUGACACAAAGCAAAGAAAAAAACUAACUCUAUAACCUAUAAUAAAAUAAUAAGUUGAUUUUCGAAGUGAUAAAGUCGUAAAUAUAUUACACAAUUUUUAAAUAUAACUGCAUAAAUAGUAUAAUUACAUAUUAACUAACUAAAAAUGACAACGAGACGGCCUGUGUCUUGGUUUUUAACUGAAAGAGGGCGCAGCUUUUCGUUUUCUGUCGUAACUGGCUCUGCUAUAGCCCUAACUGUAGUAAAAUUUGCUCCCCAUACUUUCUUAUUGGAAAAAUAUAAAGAAUUUGUUCAUUAUUACAGAGAUAGCAAACCCGUGGAACUACCUAAAGAACUUCGUGACCGUUGUCAACAAUGUAUCGAUAUUCUACAACUACCAGACGCCCACAGGAAACUAGUCACACCAUUUACAGCCUUUGGAUUUGAUAUGUUUCAUGCCGGUAGCUUGAAGUCCAAGUUUGGUGCUGCAGUAGGGGUUCCAGUAAAUUUCACAUACAAAUCUUUUGAUGAUAUUCAGAAUGACGAUAUUCAGGUCAACAUGAAGAAAGUAAACUGGGAGUCAGAAACAGGCAAAAAAUUAGCAGAUGCACUACUUUUACCUGAAAAAGUGCAACAGUUCGCCAUUUGCAGAGAGAUAUUAAUGACCCAGAACAGUAAAGUCAUAUUUGAGUCUGUUUACCCCUUUAUUUGUCUGUUCUUUGCUUAUAAUUCAUCAACAUAUUUGAAUAAGAGACUUAACUUAUAUUCUGCACCUACCAUGCUUAGAGGCACUAUGUACAGUUUAAUAGGAAUUUUUAGCUUAGGAUUAUAUUUCCUCAUGAAAGAUAUGACAGAAGUCCACUACGAAACUAGGACUGACAAAACACUUUGUGAUUUGGGUCCUGACUUUGUAGAAAGUGGAGUUAUAUUCUACGAUAAACUCUUGAAGCGAAAUCAAGCUCUAAGGGAAUUGAUGGGAAAGGAAGGUGAGAAGAAAUACACGAAAUUAGGCAACGAGAACUAUGGCAUACGUCACCCGCGGUUAGCUUUGGUACACAGAAAACAAUUCUUUGAGGAAAAAUUGAAAGAAAUUCGCAAUGACAAUGUGGACAUUACUUUAGAGAACUGAUACAACUAAGAUAUGUUGAAAAUGUUAAUAAAAUAGUUUAGUCAUCAA